CCGGCGAUAUUAGCUAGCACUCGCUAACGGUAUUCUCUGUAAAAGGGAAGACGGUAAACCAAGAAAUCAACACCUGGAUUGCUCAAAAGGACUGUACUUAAAAUAAAUUAUACUGAUUGAGGAAGGAAAUAAUUAAGCCGAGAAACGUUACCGACGUUUUGAAUUUUCUGUUCGGUGUCUGUUGUCUCACGAUGGAAGAGAACAGUGCACACUUCUUCGAGGGGACCGAGAAGCUGUUGGAGGUUUGGUUCUCCCGGCAGGACGAGACCAAAGGAACCGGGGACCUCCGUACCAUCCCAAGGUUUGAGUGGGACAAACUUCUGGAGAAUGUGCAUUGUUUGAUCAUAAGUGUGACAAAGACUGACAAGCAGGAAGCUUAUAUACUCAGUGAGAGUAGCAUGUUUGUCUCCAAGAGACGUUUCAUUUUGAAGACAUGUGGAACCACCCUCUUACUGCAAGCACUGGUGCCUCUGCUGGAGCUCGCCAGGGAAUACAGCGGCUUCGAUGCCAUUGAGAAUUUCUUCUACUCUCGCAAGAACUUCAUGAAGCCAACCCAUCAAGAGUUCCCUCAUCGAAACUUCCAAGAGGAAGUGGAAUUUCUCAGCCAGAUUUUCCCAAAUGGAGCAGCCUACUGUAUGGGACGUUUGAACUCUGACUGCUGGUACCUGUUUACCCUGGACUUACCAGAGUACUGGGAGAACAAGCAUGCGGAUCAGACGCUGGAAGUUCUGAUGAGUGACCUUGAUCCAGCGAUCAUGGACCAGUUCUACAUGAAAGAUGGUGUUUCUGCAAAUGAUGUCACUCGUAUGAGUGGAAUUCGUGACCUGAUACCAGGUUCUGUGAUUGAUGCCACAAUGUUCAACCCUUGUGGAUACUCGAUGAAUGGAAUGAAGACUGACGGAACUUACUGGACGAUCCACAUCACUCCAGAGCCAGAAUUCUCCUACGUCAGCUUCGAAACCAAUCUCUCCCAGACGUCCUACGAUGAUUUGGUCAGGAAGGUGGUGGACGUCUUCAAGCCAGGAAAAUUUGUGACUACACUUUUUGUGAAUCAGAGUUCCAAAUGUCGCAGUGUCUUUUCUUCUGCCCAGAAACUUGAGGGCUACAAACGUCUCGACCGCCAGUUGGCCCAAUUCAAUGAUUACAAUUUUGUCUUUACAAGCUACGCCAAGAAUCACCAGCAGAACCAGCAGAGCUGAGGGUUGAGGAUGAAGAAGAGGCGUAAAAAGAAAGGCGGCCGCCCGGGGCUUCCUCGCCGUGGCCGUCUUCACCCUCCACUUACGAGCUUGUCCUCCCUCCUCCUCCGCUGUUGUUGUUCAGGCUCUCUUGGCACUGAAGAGGCCACGUGCCGUAGUUUAACCUCCAGUUUGAAUUGUAUGCAUUGUUGUACCUAUGACUUAGAACUCUUGCAUGAAAGCUCUUUUCUCUGUUUAGAUAUUCUAGCUCACUCUUGCUGUGAUCUUGAAGUGCAUGUAGAGGAAUUAAACACGCUCUGUUUGAGGCUGUCCACCCGUGCCCAGUACAACGGUCCUUUCCUGCAGGUGUCCCCCCUCAUUCCCCACAGACAAGGCUUUCGCGCUCACUAGGCCAGGGCCCUGACAUGCUCAGAUGGGUCUGCCUCUUCUUUGACCUUACCAAAUUUGACCCACCUCACCCCAACCAGUCACUGCCGUUUGACUAAUUUGCUUUCCAAGAUGCUAAUUGGUAUAUUCAAAUAAUUUCUGAUUUAUGGGUGCACUUUAAAAACCUCAUCAUUUAUAGAUAAGCUCAAUCGUGGUACGAAAAAAAGGCCAACCUUUUGUCUCGAGUCUAAAUGAAUGUAUUCUUAAAAGCAGUAGUACGCUUUUGGCCAUCAUAAUCGUUGUCUUAUUGUCACACAUUUCAUGAUUUCCCAUGAAAUGAAUGUCCUACUAACUGUUUAAUGUUGCACUAGUAGACAAAAGGAUUGCGGCUUAAUCAUAAGUUUUUUGUUUUGUUUUGUUUUUUUUUCAUUAUGAGUUGCUCAUUGGUGUAAAAUGCAUUGAAGCCAGAGGAGUACCUGCUCUGCUGGGCUUUGAAGCUGUGCUAUAAUUGGGUCCCAGCACCCCUGCUCAUUCAGCUUUUCGACCUUGACAAUCAUUUAGCCCUGCAAUGCCUCCCCAAAUAAGUACGCUUUUUAAGCUGUAUUCCUGGGCAACAGUUUUCACAAAUCAUUUCAGGCCUGCCACAGUUUCUUCAGCGUGUGAUCGGGUGAUUGUGCACUUUUUACUUGGGCUUCUUUUUUCUGUACAGCGUGCUGUAUCUACAGGAAGCCUCUGGGUCUUUGAAAAUCCCCAGUCAUGUUAGCACUCUAAAUUUAGGCAUUCAAUUGGUUAAAUGGAAAACGUUUAGGCACAAACUGAAUGUAGAGCAGCCAGGUAAAGCGGACUGCCCUGUCCCAUCUUUAGAAUGUAGAGGUCUCUAGAGAAUGGGGCUUUAGCUGAAUGUACGACUCGAGGAGAGAGCCCGUCCCCCCCACCCCAUGCAGCAAUGGUGCAGGUCAGGACAAUGCCCUCUGCCGUCCAGCAUGGCAGCCAUUGUCCAGGUCCCGGCAGGUCUCCCCGCACAAAGUCAGACUGUCAGCUGGCCCCAGAACCAUGCAUGACAAGAGUGGCCCUCCUGGCUGCACCAUGUGGCUCUGAAUGGGAAAUAAUGAAUCAGACACUUUGCUUAGUGCAGCGCUUGCCCAGCAAAGCAUUUUUCUUUUUCUAAACAAUAUACAUCCUCUCUCUCUCUUUCCCUCCCAUACAGAAAUCGGUAAGCGCACAAUAGAGGCCCACCAGUCUGAGCAUGCCAGGGUGAUCCCGGAUCAUUCCACACAUAACUGUUGCAUAAACUGCCAUUUUAUUAAUUUUAUUGUGCCCAGACAUUUUUGCAGUGAAUUGGUCCAAAAUGUGACUCCCUAGCAGUUUUUUUUUUUUUUUUUUUUUUUUUUUGGAGUACCAUCAAUGCCCUUUGUUCAGUGAGGGGGAAAAAAUCCUGUGACACUAUGGUGCAUGUGACUACUAGUGCUGUAUUGCUUGACAGUGUAGUGUACUGCCGUCUCUUCCUCCUGUGUAAGUAGGUCUGUGUGCUUCACCUUCCUCUUGUUUUAUCAGCUGAACUGUAGUUGGAGCUGCCGCAUCCUGAUAAUGUUUCUUGGACAGGCGGGGACUCUUUCCUUAAGGGGUUGGGUUAAUUUGUGAUUCAUCUUUAUUUCAAAUCCCUCCCGGUGCUGAAAGCAGGUCAACUUUGUGUUGCUUCCCUCACAAGACGGAUGGCAGAUUUUGUGACUUGCUGGGAGUUUUGAUUGAAGGCCCGAGACGGCUGUCUGUCCUCUCCGCUGGCUGUUCAGUGGUGUUCAUGAUGCUUCUCCUGCCAGAGAACGCAGACUGGUUUUGAAUUUUGCUGAUGCGACUGGAGAUGACAGAAAACAGCCGUCUCGCACCUGCUUUCAGCACUGCAAAAGAUUAAAACCUGUUCUCUCACCAACCAUUUUUGGGAACAAAAUCUCAAUGCGGUUCGGAAAGCACCUAUAACUAUAACAGCACACUGUUCACUUAAGGCAGCAUCAUGAGAAAACUCAGUUCCUGUAUAAAAGAAAAAAAAAAAAGUAGUUGUCAUGCAUGUGGACCACUAGAUAAUUGUCAGUAAGGACUCAAAGUGAAGUUGACAAUUGGAAUUGCUUCCCUCCAGUAUGUCUGUUGUGGCUUUUUGGGGUGGUUUCAUUAUUUUCCUGAGGACCAAUCUCUAUUUGAUGUCCUUACAUGAAUUACCUUUCUCUCAGAUUACUUAAGUGAUCUGCCGUGAUUGUUAUAGGUCCUUGAAGUUUAACAUUGAGGGAAUUUGAACUAGCGCUGUUCACAAGUACUUAAGGAAUUUUUUGGUACCUGUUUUUUGGAUUUAAGUAUAUUUUAGACUUGACCGCUGCGGGUACUGCGUAGCCCUGUUGGUAUGGAACAUUGCUGUUUUGUUUUAUUUUUAUACUAUAAACUCGUGCAUUUUUGCAGUUGAAUGGUAAAUACAAUUUUUACAAAACAUUUUUGUAAGGAAUGCAUUUUUGCUGCGGACCAAUCUUUUUUUUUUUGUUUUGUUUUCCCUUUGUCCAAACGUUCAUUUUGUUGUAAAACCAGUGUCCGACCUAGUUUGUGAAGUUUAGGGAUGACCUUUUCAAAGCUAAUUGUAUCAUGUAGUGUUAUUUUUUUUUCUCUUGCCUUUCCUAUAAGUAUCUCUAUAAAGGAUUAAUGGGAAGGGAAAGUGAAAAAAGGCUCCCCUGAGUGAGAGAGGGUGCAGUUGCAGGAUGUAUCAGGAUGUACUGAAGGAAAACUUUGCUGUUCUAAUUCUUUCUUUUUGCUGUUCUUUGGAUGGUCAAGAUGUGCUAAAUAUAUCUGUGCUAUGAGCUUGAUGCUUAAAUAAAAAAAAGAAGAUGCUUAACUGUG
This is a messenger RNA of Myripristis murdjan (pinecone soldierfish), 4436 nucleotides long. It is a transcript of the gene amd1, whose product is annotated as adenosylmethionine decarboxylase 1. The coding region runs from base 192 to 1199 and encodes 335 amino acids. Gene Ontology annotation, cellular component: cytosol. The record is from RefSeq and is a predicted model, not a curated record. Gene Ontology annotation, biological process: spermidine biosynthetic process; spermine biosynthetic process. Gene Ontology annotation, molecular function: adenosylmethionine decarboxylase activity. The transcript has 9 exons. NCBI's taxonomy places the organism in Eukaryota, Metazoa, Chordata, Actinopteri, Holocentriformes, Holocentridae.